AUGAGUAACCCCUCCCCCCAAGUCCCAGAGGGAGAAGCCUCUACAUCUGUCUGCCGGCCCAAGAGUUCCAUGGCCUCCACUUCCCGUCGCCAACGCCGAGAGCGUCGCUUCCGUCGCUAUUUGUCUGCAGGACGGCUGGUCCGGGCCCAAGCCCUCCUCCAGCGACACCCAGGCCUUGAUGUAGAUGCUGGGCAGCCCCCACCUCUGCACCGGGCCUGCGCCCGCCACGAUGCCCCUGCCCUGUGCCUGCUGCUUCGGCUUGGGGCUGACCCUGCCCACCAGGACCGCCACGGGGACACGGCGCUGCAUGCCGCUGCCCGUCAGGGCCCUGAUGCCUACACGGAUUUCUUCCUGCCACUGCUGAGUCGCUGUCCCUCUGCCAUGGGAAUAAAGAAUAAGGAUGGGGAGACCCCAGGGCAGAUUCUGGGCUGGGGACCCCCUUGGGAUUCUGCUGAGGAGGAGGAGGAAGAUGAGGCCUCUAAGGAACGGGAAUGGAGACAGAAGCUGCAGGGAGAGCUGGAGGAUGAGUGGCAGGAGGUCAUCGGGAGAUUUGAAGAUGAUGCUUCCCAUGAGACCCAGGAACCCGAGUCCUUCUCAGCCUGGUCAGAUCGCAUGGCUCAGGAACAUGCCCAGAAGCGCCAGCAGCAGCAGCGUGAGGCAGAGGGAGCCUGCCGACCCCCACGGGCUGAGGGCUCCGGGCACAGCUGGCGGCAGCAGGAGGAGGAGCAGCGGCUCUUCCGAGAGCGAGCCCAGGCCAAGGAGGAAGAACUGCGUGAGAGCCGAGCCAGGAGAGCACAGGAGGCACUCGGGGAUCGAGCUCCGGAGCCAGCCAGAACCGGCCCCCGGGCAGAGCACCCCAGAGGCGCAGGGCGGGGCAGACUCUGGCGCUUUGGUGAUGUGCCUUGGCCCUGCCCUGGGGGAGGGGACCCAGAAGCCAUGGCUGCAGCACUGGUGGCCAGGGGUCCCCCCUUGGAGGAACAGGGGGCUCUGAGGAGGUACUUGAGGGUCCAGCAGGUCCGUUGGCACCCUGACCGCUUCCUGCAGCGAUUCCGAAGCCAGAUUGAGACCUGGGAGCUGGGCCGAGUGAUGGGAGCCGUGACAGCCCUUUCUCAGGCCCUGAAUCGCCACGCAGAAGCCCUCAAAUGA
Molecule: messenger RNA, 1146 nt
Organism: Rangifer tarandus platyrhynchus (Svalbard reindeer)
Lineage: Eukaryota; Metazoa; Chordata; Mammalia; Artiodactyla; Cervidae
Source: the annotation of a GenBank genome assembly